Molecule: messenger RNA, 3321 nt
Organism: Entamoeba invadens IP1
Lineage: Eukaryota; Evosea; Mastigamoebida; Endamoebidae
Product: protein serine/threonine kinase, putative
Exons: 2
Coding region: 1-3321 (1106 amino acids)
Biological process (GO): protein phosphorylation
Molecular function (GO): protein kinase activity; ATP binding
Source: RefSeq, a predicted model, not a curated record
AUGCAAGACAAGAAACACUGUACUCAAUGUAUGAAUGGGUACUACCCUGACAGUGAAGGUGAAUGUAAUAAAUGUGACACGCUACCAAAUUGUUUUGAAUGUGACCAAACAAAAGCUAAAUGCACAAAAUGUAAGACUGGAUUUGGAUUCUUUAAUGGGAGUUGUGUUCAAUGUAAUUUAAACAAGGGCGCUAUAUUUGAAAAUGAAACUUCCGAAUGUAAAAUGUGUUACUCAUCCUUUGAUAACUGCAAAUUAUGUCAAAAAACAUCCACGAAUGUGGAGUGUGUUGAAUGCUCUCCUCCCUAUUCUUGGGAUUCGAUUAGUAAGACUUGUAAGUUAUGUAUUGAUGGGAAUUAUUAUGAUAAAACUACUAAAAACUGUGUAUCAAAUAACAACAUUUGUACAAUACAAAAUAAAGAAGAUGAAUGUCUGACAUGUAACAAUAACUAUUUUCUAAGAAACGGGAGUUGCAUUCCUUUUGAUAACUGUGAAGGCGAUAACACACAAACAAGUAGUUCAUGUGAAUGUCAAGACACACUUGCGAUCAACUCCAAUUGUUAUGUUUCUUCUGAUGAGUCAACUUGUAAGUAUGUCUUAUUGAAUGGAUAUGAGGACUUAAAGAAGUGUCUUUCUUGUAAUGACAAUUUUACAUUGAUGCAAAACAAAGUCUGUGGCAGACCUGAUUACGAGUAUAAUUAUAUUAGAAAUAAUGCGAAUUAUACAUGUGAAAGAGGGAUGUAUCUUUCAACUGAAAAUGAAUGUAUGAACUGUGUUGAUUCAAGUGUCUGCAUUUCAUUUAAUAAUAAAAUUAAAAUUCUUGAGUGUUCAAAGGACUUGGUACAUUUGAGUGAUUCACAACAAGCCGAGAGUUGUAAAUCAGAUGAAAAAUGUACUACUUAUGGUAUCAAUGAAUGCCUUAAUUGUUCUUCUAAAACCACUGACAUAGUCAAAGGCGCAUGUGUCACAAAUCCAACAGCCAAUUGUAUCAUUUCACUGAAUUCUAAAUGUAUUUUGUGUGACAAAGAGACACUUCUUUCAGACGGAAAUUGUAUUUCCAAACUCAAUUUUAAUUGUUUACGAAAUGUAAUAGGUAAGUGCAUUCAAUGUAUUGAUAAUUACUACAGAAGUACUAUAAGUGAUAUAUAUUGUGAAAAUACUUCUAAAAUACCCAAUUGCAUCUAUCAAAUAAUUUAUUCCAACAACACAAUGAUAUGUAAAGAGUGUUUACCAAAUUAUAUGGUUUCGGAUUCUAAAUGUGUUCUAAUAACUUCGACCAAAUUAAUUCAAUCAUCUUUUAAAUAUUCUGACUUGAUUAAAUGCAAGAAAAUGAGUACCAAAGGGUGUUUAGAGUGUGAAGACACGUAUUAUUUGACUUUACAGAAUACAUGUGAAAAGUGUGAUUCUUCAUGUGUGAAUUGUUCCAACACAACUUUGUGUAUUUCAUGUCCCUCUGGAUUUUAUUUGACAAGUGAACAUACAUGUAAAGAAGUUGGUUCAUUACAUAAGACGUGUGAUAUGUUAAUGCCAAAUGCUGUUGGCUGUGCGAUCUGUAAAGUUGGGUAUUACUACAUUUUAAAAGACUGUAGACAAUGUGAAACAUCAUGCUAUUCCUGUUUAGACAACAAACAAUGUGUGUCGUGUGCAGACAAUUACUUCAGAAUAGCAAAUGAAACAAAGUUGUGUCUUCCAUUCGACGAAUUGACUCAAUUUUGUCUUAAAAAGACCAAAAAUGGGUGCGUCAGUUGUCAAACGGGGUAUUUCCUCUCAAAUGGUCGAUGUUCAAAGUGUUUAGAAACCUGUAUAAAGUGCACUUCAAUGACAUAUUGUUCCGAGUGCUCCGACAAUUAUGUGAAUAUUGACUAUAAGUGUCACCACUCUUCUACAAUUCAAUAUUGCACAGCUGCAACAAAUGAUCGAUGUACUAAAUGUAAAGGGUGGCAUGCACCUGAUGACAGUGGGUCUUUUUGCAAGACUGCAAUGCGCUAUGAUAUUAUAUUUGUGACGAAUGUAGCUGUUGUAAUAUUAAUAAUUCUUGUUCUAGUAAUAGUAGUAGUGUUGUGUUACCAAAUUAAUCUUCACAACAAAGAAAAGAAAAAGAUGCUGAAUGUCUGUGUUUAUAAUAUGAAGAAAUCAAAUGUCCCCAUGCAAAAUCUUGGUGACUUUUUGUUGAGUAAUAAACAAAUAAUCACAUUUGGAGUACUUAAUGAAGACAGUUUGAUAGAAGUGAAUGAAGAGACGCGUGAACUGCUGUGUGUUGGAAAUAACACCAAUCACACAAUAAAAGUCCAAUUCAGUGUUAUCGACAAUUGCGACCAAUUUUUGAUACGAACUGAGCCAACUUUAGUUACUCUUAAAAAGGGAAUAGCGUGUGAAUUUGAGAUCUUUAUUAAACCAGUUUGCACGUGUAAUAUCCAUUCAAAUAUUGUAGCCAUCGCACUCGACUUGGAAACAGGAAAACAAAUUGAUGAAAAAAUAGAAGUAAGUGCUGUGACAAAAAUGACGACGCGACUGGACUACACCGAGUUGAUAGAAGCCAAGAAACUUGGUGAAGGUUCAUUUGGGGUUGUUUACUUGGGGGAGUUCAGAGGUGACAAAGUUGCUAUCAAAAAGAUGAAACAAUCUUCUGAUGAUAAAUCAAGUAAAAAAGAAUUUGAAGAUGAAGUUUCUAUGUUAGACAAAUUUAGAAGUGAAUAUAUCGUCCACUUCUAUGGCGCCGUGUUCAUACCAAACAAAGUGUGUUUGGUCACCGAAUUUGCUCAAUUUGGAAGUCUACAAGAUUUGAUAAAUAAUAAAACUUCAAGUGAAAUUGACAUGAAAAAACGACUCAAAUUCAUGUUAGAUGUUGCUAUGGGCAUUAUGUAUUUACAUGAGAAUGGAAUCUUACACAGAGAUAUUAAGCCAGACAACGCUUUAAUAUUUUCAUUGAAUGCAUCAGAAAAAGUGAAUGCAAAAUUGACUGAUUUUGGAUCGUCAAGAAAUAUUAAUAUGAUGAUGACAAACAUGACAUUCACUAAAGGUGUUGGAACACCAACUUACAUGGCUCCUGAAGUUUUAAAACAAGAAAAGUAUAAAAAACCAGCUGACAUCUAUUCAUUUGCAAUGACUAUGUAUGAAUGCUUUGCUUGGAGAAUUGCGUAUAGUGAUGUUGAAUUCAAAUUUCCAUGGACAAUAGCCGAGUUUGUUUCAUUAGGAAAGCGUCUCGAGAAGCCAGAUUAUGUUGAUGUAAAAAUGUACAAUAUCAUUGUGUUGUGUUGGUCACAACAUCCACUUGAAAGACUAAAAAUAGAAGAAGUUGUUUCAAUGGUUCGUGAACAAUUUUAA